CCCGUUUGCAGUACUUAACGGGGUGGAUAUGACACAUCCAAAAUGGCAGACUUGCAGUCGUAUCGCAGCCACACACCAACUCGCUCAUGGCGUGGGUCGAAAUCAUCGAUAAUCAACUCUACUGAGCGCAUGGAGCGCGAUAUCUUACGUCGACGUCAUCGCCAUAUUGGAUGUGGCAACGAGAGCGAGAAAGGGAGAGCGGGAGAGAGUCGGGCGGAGGCAGCUGAGCGGCGCACUCAGUCGGGUCGAGAGGCAGGAAAUGGACAUCAGCAGCGGGGACGCCGAGGGCCCACCUCCCCCAGAUGGAAAGUGUCCCCGCCUUGCCGCCAAGAGUCAGGAGGAGAAGGAAGACGAAGAAGAGGAAAAGGAAGGCAGGAAGAGGCCGGCGCCGAGGGCCAAGCGAGAGCGGCGUCAAGGCGGCGCCCGCGCCACCGUGUGCCAGGUGUGCAGCAUCCGUCUCAACUCCGGGGCCCAGGCCCAGAUCCACUACAAGGGCAAGACGCACCAGAGGAGACUGCGGAGACUGGCCAAGGUGCUCGGCACGGGUGGCGUGUCCCACCACCAGGUCCAGCCGCUGCUGGCUUCCCCGCCGCUGUCGGGCCGAGCAAGCCUCCAGCCGCACAACCGCCUGGAGCACUUCUUGGCCCUCAGGAUCGGCGCCUCGUCGCCACUCGGCCUUUUCCCAAAUUUCAACGCGAUGGAUCCAGUGCAACGAGCGGUGAUCAACCACACCUUCGGCAUCGCCCCAGCCAAGAGGAGAACCCCCAUCUCCUGUAAUCUUUGUCACCUGCGCUUUAACUCGGCUAACCAGGCCGAGGCCCACUACAAGGGUCACAAACACAUUCGCAAGCUGAAGGCCAUCGAGAACCAAAGGAACCGGCAGAAGAGCAAGCAGAACCCAUCCGCAGCGGAAAAGGAAAAGGAGAAGGAGAAGGGGCCAGCGGGAGCAAGUGGAACACCAACAGGCUUGAAUUCAGACGACAGAACAGACUUACGAAGCGUAGCGCCACGACCGGAAAAGCGGCAUGGGCGUUCCCCGGACCCCGCUCUCUCCGGUCCAGACACUUCUGCAAAUCACCCUCCUCAGCUGUCCCCUCCGCUUCCCCAUUCGACACGAGAGGAGACACCGAUGGAAGGCUGCGGAGCGGCUCCCCAUUCGGCGGCGCAGCCCGACCCUCGGGGGCCCCCUGCUGGCAAGGAAGAGAAUAAGGAGGUGGCGGUGGAGGAGAAGGAGGCCCCCAAAAGACGGCUCCACUGUCCCACGUGCAAAGUGACGGUGAACUCCAGCUCCCAACUGGAAGCUCACUGCAGUGGCUCCAAACACAAGCAGAUGCUGCACAGUCCCGACAGCAGCCAGUCGUCGCACCGCAGGGCGAAGAGGGUGUCCUCGCCGAGACUUCCCUGCCGAAUAAUGAAGCAGCGGAUGGGCGCCAACCGGGCCGGGGCGGCGACGGGCUUCGCCGGCCAGCGUUUUCACUGUCAACUGUGCCAGGUGGCCGUCAACUCGGAGUCGCAGCUCAAACAGCACAUGAACAGCAGGAGACAUAAAGAGCAUUUGGCCGGGAAGCCUGUGAGGGUGAAGGCCAAAAUCACACCCUAUAAUAAACUGCAGCCCAGCACUGCUUUAGCGACGAAGCUGGCCUUGCAGAAGCAGCUGUCCAAGGCCCUGCCGGCGGGGUUCUUGAGCAGCAGCCUCAAUCCCGCUGCCCUGUGCACUUUGGCGUCCUCACCGCUGGCACUACGACUUCCGCAGGGGCCCACGGCCAUCAUCCACAAUCCCUUGAUAAGCCCCGCCCUUUUUAGGCCUGCUCCGGGACCCCUCAGGCCCGCACACCCGCCCAUUAUUUUCUCUCCUUAUUGACCAUGAGGACAAAAUGCCACAUUGGACACAUCGUCAAUACGGUCUGCACACGCGCCAACUCAAUACGGUGCGUCUUUGACUUAUAGGUGUCCCAAUUGACAAGUAGAAAAUUGCAUUCUACCACAUUGCAAUUCAAUUUGAUCAAAUGUUGGAACCUAAUUUCAAUGGGGGAAAUCUCAUUUCAUAUAUGAGAAAAUGGAGCUCCUAAGUCAAGGUGAAGGUGAAGGACCAUCCAUCGCUCAGCUGUUUGAGUGCAUGUUCCCUGGGGUCUGACCCUAUUGGAAGCCAUAAUGGUGAAUAUACUUUGUUUUAUUUACCAGAACAUUCUGUCGUGACACAAGAGUGUGCACCAAUUAUACUUCUGUUGCCAAAUUUGAGAGAUUUCUAGUUGUACUCUGGGAAAACGGUGUGAAUCCUGGAUUAGACUCCGUAUAUCAAUCACAUGUCUUACGAAGCAAAAAAAUAAUAAUAAUAAUAAAUAGCUGAGUCACUUUGCAUUGUAGGGUCGUCAUCAUCAAACCCCCUUUUUUGGGGAACCUUUUUCCCAAAUUCUUCAAACACUUUCCUGUUAUGCUUUUUGCGCAAUAUCAAGAGUCAAGACACAAGAUGAGAAAAAUCCAAUUUCAUGAUCUGUGUUUUACUGUAUCUGUCAAAUGUUUUUUAAGUAGCUUUUCCAUCUAGGCGUAACUAUCCAUCAAGUGCAAUAAUGUAGGUUACAAUGUGAUAAAUGUGUUCAUGUGUGCAUAAUGUAUUCAUUUUUCUGUAGUACUGUUUGUACCCAGUCACGGUUGCGUUUAUUUUCCCUGCAUUGAAACAAUCCAAAUUAAAAUAUAUUAUUCUUA
Hippocampus zosterae (dwarf seahorse) is the source of this 2703-nucleotide messenger RNA. Its product is annotated as zinc finger protein 385C-like. The transcript is spliced from 9 exons. Gene Ontology annotation, molecular function: nucleic acid binding; zinc ion binding. NCBI's taxonomy places the organism in Eukaryota, Metazoa, Chordata, Actinopteri, Syngnathiformes, Syngnathidae. The record is from RefSeq and is a predicted model, not a curated record. Gene Ontology annotation, cellular component: nucleus. The coding region runs from base 260 to 1861 and encodes 533 amino acids.